Pelobates cultripes (western spadefoot toad) is the source of this 10144-nucleotide messenger RNA. The record is from the annotation of a GenBank genome assembly. NCBI's taxonomy places the organism in Eukaryota, Metazoa, Chordata, Amphibia, Anura, Pelobatidae.
AUGGCUUCCUCUCCAACCCCCUCCUCCUCCUUGCCUUGUGAGGUUGGCUGAGUGUAAUUGUGUGUUGGGUUGGAUUAGUAUGAUUAUGUGUGUUGGGCUCCAUGUGAUUGUGUGUGGGAUUGGCUGGGCAUGAUUGUAUGGCAGUUGGUUGAGUGUGAUUGUUUGGUGUGGUUGACUGUGUGUGUUUGCGUGCAGGGUUGCUAAGUGUGGUUGAGUGUGAUUAUGUGGGAGUGUUAUAUAUUUUACCUUUGAAAUAUAUUUUACGAAUAUUUGCAGACAUUGAGAGAGUGAACUCCAAAAAUGAAACUGGAUUCGGAGACAUAAAUAGGACAGAAUUACCAAUUAAAAAAGGUAAACCUGUAAGCAUACUUUUCUUUGUUUGUCAACCUAAUGCAUUGUCCUCAACGUUAACAUCAGUUUGUAUUUAUUCCAUAUAUUAUUUUGUUUAACAUUGUCCUGGACACCCAUGGAAUGUUAUUAGAAUAUUGAUAGACAAUUGCUGCUCCCAGAACUUGUAUCAACCAUUUAUAAUGUAUAUACUGGAGGAUAAAUCACCUUUUAAAUUGUCUCUCUGGGACAGAUGCGGUUGUUUAUUGGAAUUAUUGAUUAUUCAAAGAUGAUAUAAUCUCGGUAAGAGAUUGUAAUCAAACUGUACUAGGGAGGUUUUCAUGACUGAUUUUGGGAACUUUAUAGUGCUUUAUAGUGGCGUUCCUUGUUAUUUUGAAUGCUUAAUGCCAAAUAUUCUACAAUUUGCCCUCGAUAGUUUGCCCCUGUCCCCUAGUCAUUUGUGAUUUUAUAUUCAUCUAAAUACUAGUCUGCUAAGCAAAUGGCAGUAAAACAGUGGACUUUGUACCCAUGUGAUAAGAGUAUCUUUACUAUAAUUGUGUAAGCGGAAAAUAUUCUUUUGGGCUGAAUCACUUUUGCAAAAAAGGAAAGAGAAUUUUAGGACACCCAAAUUUCAGCAAUAUGGCAGUUCGGCUCUGCCCAUUUUCUUUAUGAACGAUUUGGAAAACAAAUAAGACAAACCAAAAGGCGUGGAAAUGGACCAAUCAGUGUAGUGCAAAAUGUAUGCACACUAUAAAUACUAUGUAUAUAUUUUAUAGUACACUGAUAGGUGCAUUUUACCACCUAUUGGUUCACAGAUCAAGUGAGAAAAAGUAAACAAUAGAGGAAAAAAGUGGAGGAGCAGAAAAAAAACUAUAUAAAUAUAUUAGAUAUUUAUAAAUUUUUUAAUAUAUGACUAUAGAUACUUUUUACUGCUCCUUAUUUUUUUCUCAGAUCACUUCUCACUUGAUCUGUGAAUAAAAUUAACAUUUAGAGACUAUCCUCUAGCCAUCAGUCAUCUAUUUGUUAAGAAUUACAAAUCAAAAUGAACAUGCUCGUUCAAUUGCUCAUUUCGUUUGGUUCGUGAUACGGCUUACAUUUUGGCUUGGAGUUUGGGAAUUAAACCUUUCAACCUAAAUUCCACCUUUCGGCCUAAAUUGGAAACAUUAGAAUCUCCACAUCUAAUGUUUGCCUUAAUGUCCAUAUGGGAGCUGCCAUCAAAUUGUGCUAAUUAUUUCCCCAUAUAUUUUUAGACCUCUGGCUACCUAUGUAGGAUUUUCCAUUUACUUUACUGCUACUUACUUUUUACCCUAUGGAUAAUAAUUAAAUACAAGCAGGUCAUAUCCAUUGUAUGUGGAUACAUAAUUUUAUUGAUGUUACAUAUUUCAUAAAAAUAGAUAACGUCCAUUUAAAAAUACCUGUGAUAAAAUACUGCAUAUUUGUAAUAUAUUUUUUACCAUUUUAUUUUGCAAAGAGUCAACAAUUCUGACAAGAAUUAAAAGAUGCUGGAACAAAGGUAAAAAGCUUGUUUAAUUAAAAAAAAAAAAGACCUUUAUACAGAAAUAAACAAUAUUGCAUGAAUUAGACUUGUAAAUGUUAAAAAUAAAAACGAAAAACGGAUUGCUAAUUUUAGUUAUUGCAUUUUAAAGUUCUUAUAAAAUGCGCUUAUCCAGAAAAAACCCUGAUAAAUUAAGAAAAAAUAACAUAAGUACGUUUCAUUAAUGAACCUGAGCCUGUUGAAAUUCUUUAGGGGUUUAUCUGCACACAGGCUUAUUUAAUGAAAGUUACCAAAUCAACUUUUUAUAAACCCCGUUUGUAACACCUCCCGACUCUCAAGCAGAAAGCCCUUGAUGGUGUGAGUGGAUAAGUAGUGCUUUCAAUGCUUUAAUUCAGGGGUUCCCAUAAGGUAGAUCCCCAGAUAUUGUAGAACUACAACUCCCAUGAUGUUUUGCAUGCCUUUGCAUUCCUUUAGGGUAACAAAGCAUCAUGGAAGUUUUAGUUUUAAAACAUCUGGGGCUAUAUUUUUUGGGCACCCCUGCUUUAAUUGAUUUAACCUUUUCCGUGUUGAAAGUUGGGAAGGGGCAGCUAUUAAUCCAAAGAGUUUAACCUCUUAAGGACGGAGCCAAAUGUACACGUUGUGAACAAAACAAAAUGUAAACAAAACCUGGCAUUUGCGCUACAUGUCUGUCCAACCGUAAUUUACCUCUUUCAUAGUAAAUGCACCCACACUUAUUAUAUAUCAUUUUGUUCAGGAGAAACAGGGCUUUCAUUUCAUAUCAAAUAUUUAUAUAUGAAACAUAAUUUAUUAUGAAUAAAAUUUAAAAAACUGUGAGAAUUUUUUUUUUUUAAUUUGUAGUUCCGCCUCACAUUUUAGCUGUAAAUGUCAUAAUACUGUUAGGUUUUACUGCAAAAAAAUGCACAUAUUUGUAAUCAACGAUGUCUCACGAGUACAACAGUACCCCCCAUUACCAGGUUUUAUGGUGUUUUGGAAAGUUACAGGGUCAAAUAUAGAACAUUCCAUUUUCACAUUGAAAUUUGCCAGAUUGGUAAUGUUACCUUUGAGACGGUGUGGUAGCCCAGGAAUGAGAAUUACCCCCAUAAUGGCAGACCAUUUGAAAAACUAGACAAUCCAAGGUAUUGAACGUGGGGUAUGUUUAAUCUUUUUUAGUAGCCACUUAGUCACAAACACUGGCCAAAGUUAGCGUUCAUAUUUGGUUUUUUUUGUGAAAAAAGCAAAAAAACUAAUAUUUGGCCAGUGUUUGUGACUAAGUGGCUACUAAAAAUGACUGGACAUACUCCAUUUGCAAUACCUUGGGUUGUCUACUUUUGCAAAUGGUAUGCCAUCAUGGGGGUAAUACUUAUUCCUGGGCUACUAUACGGUCUCAAAGGCAACAUAACCAAUCUGGCAAAUUUCAAUGUCAACAAAAUGAAGCCUUAUAUGUGGGGGUACUGUUAUUCUCGGGAGACUUCACUAAACACAAAUAUUAGUGUUUUAAAACAGUAAAACAUAUUACAACAAUAAUAUAGUCCAUAAACAUGACGUUCGUUUGUAAAACAUGCAAAAACGUCACUUUUACCUAAAAUAUCAUCGUUGUAAUACAAUUUACCAGUUUGAAACACUAAUAUUUGAGUUCAGCAAAGUCUCCCGAGUAAAACAGUACCCCCUAUGUACAGGUUUUAUGGAGUCUUGGAGAGUUACAGGGUCAAAUAUAGUGCUUGCAAAUUAAAUUCUCUGCACUUUCUCCCUGUGUUGUCAGGCAUGUAAAUCAAAUUUUAAUUAAUCAAAUUACAUAAUUAUGUUAAAAGAUUACUUAAAUAUACACGUAGAAUUUUAAUAUAUAUGCAUUUAUAGGUAUUUAAAUUCUACGUGUAUACUAAUGUAAUCUUUUAUGUAAUUAUAUGUAUUUAUCUAUAUAUAUUUAUUUGCGGUUAUUUGUAUUUUAUAUAUAGAUAGAUAUAUAUAGAAUGUCAUUCUAAGUGUAUUUUGUUACCAAUAUAUAUAUAUAUAUAUAUAUAUAUAUAUAUUAAUAACAAAAUACAGUUAGAAUAAAAUUACAUAUGAAUAUAUAAUUUAUAUAAAAUUUUGUUACAAUAUUUUAUUUAUUUAUUUUAUUAUUUUAUUUAUUUAUUAUUGUAAUUAUAUGUAUAUAUAUAUAUAUAUGUGUAUAUAUCUAUUAUAUAUAAUAUAGAUACAUAUUAUAUAUAUGUAACGUCAUUAUAAGUGUAUUUUAAUAUUAAUAUAUACUUAUAUUAAUAUUAAAAUACAUUACGUAUGACGUUAUAUGUAUAUAAUAUGUAUAUAUAUUAUAUAUAUAAUAUAUACACAUAUAUUAUAUAUAUAAAAAUAUAUUUAAUUUAUUUUAACAUGUUUAUUUUUUAUUUCUUUUACACUUUCCACCAGCAGGGGGACUGUCUGCUAUUUCAGACAGCCCCCCUGCUGGCAGAUCCACAGCCAGCUAUAGGGGGCCAUGUGAUCUUUGAGAGCGAUCACAUGGCCCCCGGGGGCCUCAUUCACCGGAGGAGGGCUGCCUGGGCGGUCUGGCAGCCCUCCAGAAGAGGAUCGCGGCGGAGGUAGGUACCGCCGGUCCUCUGGGGCUCAAAGCCGUUACGGCGUUCUAUGCCGCCGCAACGGCUUUAAAGCCCAUUAAAGCCGCGACGGCAUAGAACGCCGUAACGGCGGGAAGGGGUUAAGGAACACUCCAAAAUAUAUAUAUUUAAAUAUAUAUAUUUUCUCACCCCUCCUGGGUGGUAUGUUUAUUCCUCAUUCUCGGGUCCUCUACCAGAUGCCUGUGAGUUUGAGAGUUCUGCGCAGUAUCUUAGCUGUUCCUAGAAUUGCACUCUUCUGGACAGCGUUCUCAGAUGUCCCACCUGGAAUCUGUUGGCGCCACUCACCCAACUUGGGAGUCACAGCCACGAGUGCUCCUAUCACAACUGGGACUACUACUGCCUUCACUUUCCACAUCCUUUCUAGUUCUUAUUUCAGUCCUUGGUAUUUGUCCACCUUCUCAUGUUCCUUCUUCCUGAUGUUAUAGUCACUGGAUAUUGCCACAUCCACCACGACUGCAGUCUUUCGUUCCUUGUCUACCACCACAAUGUCUGGUUGGUGGCCAGCACUUGCUUGUCUGUCUGGAUCUUGAAGUCCCACAGGAUCUUAGCCCUGUCAUUCUCAAGUACCUUUUGUGGUAUCUCCCAUCUGGACUUAGGCAGGUCCAAUCCAUAUUCUGUGCAGAUGUUUUGGUACACAAUCCCAGCAACUUGGUUGUGUCUCUCCGUGUAUGCUUUUCCUGCUAACAUCUUGCACCCGGCUACUAGGUGCUGGACUGUCUCAGAGGCCUCUUUGCACAGUCUGCACCUUGGGUCUUGCCUGUUGUGGUAGACUCCAGCUUCUAUUGAUCUGGUGCUGAGUGCCUGCUCCUGUGCUGCUAGGAUUAGUGCCUCAGUGCUGUCUUUCAGUCCUGCCUUUUCCAACCACUGAUAGGAUUUUGUCAUGUGAGCCACAUCCACUAUCUGCCAGUUGUACACCCCAUGGAGAGGUUUGUCUUGCCAAGGAACCUCCUCUUUUCUGCAGCCUUGAUCUGAGAACGUCUCAUGCAUUCCCUUAGCAGUUCAUCUUUGGGAGCCAUCUUCGUGAUGUACUUGUGGAUGAUCUGUGUUUCAUGCAGGACUAUGGCCUUGACACUCAUCAGGCCCCGACCUCCUUUCUUCCAGCAGGUGUACAGUCUCUGGGUACUCCAUUCACAGUAAGUAGUUUCCUGGUCUUGACAUCCAUGGUGACCAGUUCUUCUCUUGGCCAGGUUAUUAUUCCAGCUGGGUAUCUGAUGACCAGUAGGGCAUAUGUGUUGAUGGCUUGGAUAUUGUUCUUGCCAUUGAGCAGGGACUUCAGGACCUGUAUGACUCUUUGGAGGUACUUGGAUGUUGCUGUCCUCCUUGCCUCUUCCUCAUGGUUACCAUGCAUUUGUGGUUUCUCCAGGUACUUGUAGCUGUUCUCUACAUCUUUUAUAUGGCUUUCUGGAACUUCAACUCCUUCUGUCCUGAUCAUCUUCCCUCUUUUUGCUAUCAUCCGCCCGUACUUUUCUAGUCCGAAUGACAUUCCGAUGUCCUUGCUGUAUAUCUUAGUUAGGUGGAUCAGUGAGUCAAUGUCUCACUCAUUCUUGGCAUACAGCUUGAUGUGGUCCAUGUAGAGUAGGUGGCUGAUGAUAGCUCCACUCUUGUACCUGUAUCCGUAUCCACUCUUCUUGAUGAUGUGGCUAAGGGGUUGAGGCCUAUGCAGAACAGCAUUGGGGAUAGCGUAUCACCUUGGUAUAGGCCAUAUUUAAUGUUCACUUUAGUUAUUGUCCUGGAAUUGGCUUCUAGAGUUGUUUUCCACUUGCCCAUCAAGUUCUUGAUGAAGGCUCUUAUUGUCUUGCUGACCUUGUAGAGAGCCAAGCAUUCCAGUAUCCGUGUGUGGCGUUGUGUCAUAGGCUUUCUUGUAGUCAAUCCAGGCCGUACACAGAUUGGUCUGUCUGGUCUUAGAAUUCCUUGUGACUGCUUGGUCUACCAGUAGUUGGUGUUCUGAUCAUCUGGUGUUGUUUCCAAUCCCAUUCUGAGUAUUUCUCACAUAUUGACUCAUAUGCCCUUGAAUCUUGAAGGCUUUAAUGCCUGAUAGGAGUUUCCAUGUUGUGGGCAGGCAGGUUAUUGGUCAGUAGUUGGAUGGUGGUGUUCCCUUGUGAGGGUCUUUCGUAACCAGUUUUGUUCUGUCUUGUGUUAGCCAGUCAGGCUGGGAGCCUAUUGCUAGUAGCUGGUUCAUUUGUGCUGCUAGGCGUUCAUGCAGUGCUGUUAACUUCUUUAUCCAGUAGUUGUGGAUCAUGUCAGGUCCUGGGGCUGACCAGCUCUUCAUGUGUGCUGCUCUCUGUUGGAUAUCUUCGAAUGUGAUGAUAACUGUUUUUUUUCUUAGAACAUGAAAAACUGACAAAAGUUUAAUUUGUUUUACAUGUGAUUUUACAAUUUGACCCAUGAUUAAGAACAGUACUUUUUUUUUCUUUUAAUUGACCUUGCACACUUUUAAAUGUUGAUUGUUUUACUUUUUUAUUCAGAUAAUGUUCUUCUUUCCCUUUUCAGUUAUUCCAGGAAAGCCCAUUUUGGCCAGAGUGGUGGUUGCCUCUAUUUUUUUCUUUGCCAUGGCAAUAGGGACAGGCAUGUACCUUGUUGUUCGAGUACAGUAAGUUUCAUGCAGUCUUUUUACUUGAAAUAUGAAUGAAUGAAUGAAUUAAUUAAUUAAAGAAAAAGUCUCCACUGUAUCAACUGGAUACACCAAAGAAUUAUCCAAUUGAAAUUAUAUAAAUAACAAGCAUACAAAUGCUUGCAAAAAUGUUGUCCAAAAAACCUAUAAUCCCAACAACUCUUCAAAGGAAAUUUAGUACAAAUUGGAAAGUCAAUAGUACCAUAGAGUAAGAUCUGUUCAGUAAUAUGUAAUUGUUAAGCUGCUGACUUGGUUAAGGAGCUUGUUUCUCCACUUGGAGACAAAAAGCACUGUAUAAGUAGGUAUUAUUAUGAUAAAUAUGAUUAGGAAUAGGAGGGGUAAUCGUAUGUUAGGAAGAGGAAGCGUAUGGAUAUGAUGACUUUAAAAUGUUCAGCAUAAUUAUAGAGAUGCUAUAUAUAUUGAUAAUAGCACAUCAGUUUUAGAACUAUGUUUUAUAAUACAGAACAUAAUUGAAGCACAUUGUAGACUUGCAUACUAAGUGAACUUUUAAUUUGAUUAAAAAAAAUAUUAUGCUUCUUACUGUUUGGUUUUAUCUUGGUUCAUUGGGAGACAAUUUUGUCUCAUUGAAAUUACAUACAUAAAAUGAAUUUUAAAACCCAAAGAAAAAAAGUUACCUGCACUCUUUCCCAAAUCCCUAUGUAUAUUUAAACUAAUGGAGGUUAUUUAGUUACUCCAAUGGCCAUUAGAGGGAAAUGCCCACCUGCCACGUCAAGGCAAACCUCCUAGGUGGGUCCUACACUAACCAUUCACCUUUCUUCCUUGAGCUUCUGGCAAAGAUGUCUCUAAUGAGACAGAGAGGGGUCCCCUCUUGUGCCAUUCUUUGUGCCCCUCCUGUGCCCUCUUAAGUCCUAUCCCCUCGUGUGCUCUCCUUUGUCCCCCCUACUGUGCCCUUUUUAGCCCCCCUCAUGUGCCCUUCUUUGUUCCCCCGUGUCAUCUUUAGCCCCCCUCCGCUUCUGUGCCCUUUUUUGUCGUCACACCCCUCCUACCUCCGGGGCCCUAUUUGGCCUCCCUCCUCUAGUGUGCCUGCUAAGGCUCACCUGAGGUGGUCCUUGGUAGAAGAACCUCUGCUUCUGACAGGAAACAGUUCUGUGCUCUCGAUAAGCACUUCCUGUUGGACUGGCUAGGGGAACAGAGGCUUCUCUACCGCUGUCCACCUGCUCAGACACACUACAUUUUGUGACCAGCAGGAGGGGAGCUCAUUGCACAGCGCUCCCCUCCUGCCGGUCACAAAAUUUAGAGUGUCUGAGCAGGUGGACAGCUGGUCACUGGGAGAAGGCAUCCCCCUGAAGGUUGGUACCCAGGACGGACGCCCUCGCCGCCAGCUUAGUAUGCCACUGGCGUCUGCCCUAUAAACCGCCAUUACUGUGUUUAAGGAACAAACAGUGACUUAUUUGCCCCUCACACAUUGAUAAUGGGGGAGUGGUAAAAUGACAGAUGGUGAACUGUCUUUAAAAUUAAGGUUAGGGUUUCUGAUAUUUUAUUUAACCUUUAAAAUGUCCAAAACCUGUUUGACAUGGUGAGCCACAACAUUUGUUAUACUUUUCAAAACCCUUUAAGGCUACAGUAAUUUCAUAAUAUCUUUUUGUGGGAUUUGGAAUGUUAAAAUUCACUAGUAUUGAAAACAUCUAUGGAACACGCUCAUUCGGUGUCUCCUUUUCUAAUGAUACCGCCUCCAUUCAUCCUGUCUCAGUUGGAUUUCCCCGAGGCUCUGUCCUUGGUCCCCUUCUAAUUUCUCUUGGCAAACUUAUUGCCUCAUUUGGAUUCCACUUCCACCUGUACGCUGAAGACACCCAGAUAUAUCUCUUCUCCCUGGACCUCUCCCCUGCCGUCCUGCAACGUGUCACUGCUUGCCUUUCCUCCAUCUCUGACUGGAUCUCCUCCCACCUUCUAAAACUAAAUCUUUCUAAAACUCCUUGUCUUUCCGCCUCCUAACACUGAUCUUCUUCUUUCGCUCUCCCUUCAAGUCAGUGGUAUCCACAUCAAUCCAUCCUUGCAAGUGCGCUGUCUUGGUGUCAUAUUUGAUUCUAGCCUCACCUUUGAGCUUCACAUCCAGUAUGUUACCAAAUCCUGUAGAUUCCAUCUUAAAAACAUAACCCUCAUCCGCCCCUUUCUCACGCAAGAUGGUACCAAAGAGCUUGUCUAUGCUCUAGUAAUUUCCCGCAUGGAUUAUUGUAACCCUCUCCCAAUUGGUCUUCCCAAAAACCGUAUUGCCCCACUACAGUCUGUAAUGAAUGCUGCUGCCAGACUGAUUUUCCUCUCUAGUUGGUCCUCUCAGACCUCACCCCUUUGUCAGUCCUUACAUUGGCUUCCUGCAUCCUAUAGGAGUCAAAUCAAAGUGCUAACCCAUACCUAUAAAGCACUGACCAAUUAUAGCCCCUCUUAUAUCUCUUCACAGAUUCAUAGGUAUGCCGCUUCUCAGUCUCUCUGCUCUGCCCGUGACCUUCUCCUGUCCACUACUCGCACCCGUACGGCCAGCUCACGCUUGCAAGUCUUCCUAUGAAACAGCCUGCCUACCCCCAUCAGACUCUCCCCUAGUCUUCAAUCGUUUAAGAAAUGCCUUAAAACCCAUCUUGUUAGGAAAGCUUAUGGCCUCCCAGAGUAACCUCUACCUCACACACCUGUCUCUUGCUCUCUCCUGAAAGGCAGCACUCUGCUCUCUCCUCCAGCUCUGCUUCACUCCUACCUAUUUUGAUUGCUAUUCCCUGUCCUAAUGUGUUUUAUACCCCACCUCCUAUAGACUGUAAGCUUGUUUGAGCAGGUUCCUCUUCAACCUAUCGUUCCUGUCAGUUUUCUUAUAAUUGUCCUAUUUAUAGCUAAAUCCCCUUUCUUAUAAUAUUGUAAAGCGCUACGAAAUCCGUUGGCGCAAUAUAAAUGGCAAUAAUAAUAAUAAUUGCAACCAUUUUAAAUCUAAAGGCUGAAUAUUUCCUUAAAAUCUAUUUUAGCAUGUAUCAUAAUACGGUCAUUCAAAAGAUCCUCGAAGAACUUUAUACCGGAGCUAGAAAAGUGAAACCAUAUUAUAAACCGGAUUCAUUUAAGGAAUCACAAGACUCAGGUAACCUUCAUUAUGGUAUCUAUGAAUAA